AGGAGGUGGUGGUGGUGGAAGAAGAAGAAAAAAAAGAAGAAUACAGAGAGGGUCGUCCCACUUAAGCCAGGCGGGAUGGAUAAGUAUGACGACCUGGGUCUGGAAGCCAGCAAGUUCAUCGAGGACCUCAACAUGUACGAAGCGUCCAAGGACGGGCUCUUUCGGGUGGACAAAGCUGCCGGCAACAACCCUGAGUUCGAGGAGACCAGGAGGGUGUUUGCCACCAAAAUGGCCAAGAUCCACCUCCAGCAGCAGCAGCAGCAGCAGCACGAGGAGAUGCUGAUGGCGGCCCUGAACGGGGGGGCCACCUUCAGUGCCUCCCGGCCCAGCCUGCCGGUGGCAGGGGGUGCCAAGCUGCCCCCCUCUGCCGCUGCCGAGGGUCCGCGUGCGAGGGUGUACGAUGGAGGGGAGUGUGGCUUCAGCGAGAGCGGGACACGUGCUGAAGUCCCAGGGAGCCAAGCUGGGCGAAGGAGCUGGGAAGUGGAGCCGGACAGGAUCCCCAGAGCAGGGGGCUCACGGUCCAGCACGUGUACCGGAGACCUCCAGCCCAGCCGUGGUGGGCAGGAGAACAGCAGUGAGGGCAGGCGGGGUGGUGGGGACCAGAGGUCCUCCUCCUUCUCGCACGCCUGGACCACCUCAGCGCCCUCGGUGGGGACAGAGGAGGGAGUGCCGGCAGCCCUGCCACAGCAAAGGUCCUCUUCCUUCUCAGUCACCUCAGUGCAGCCUGCUCGGGGGGCUUCAGGCCUUGCUGUUCCCGCUGGACCCAGGGCUGGAGGGUACCAGGGCAUCCCACUGUCCUCACCCCCGAGCUCUGCACCUGCUGCCCCAAGCGUGGACUACCAGCACGCCACCGCCUGCCCCGGCCCAGCUGGCCACUUUGUGGCCCAUGGUCAAAACCACCAAUCCAAUGGCAGUGGCAUGACCCCUGAGCUGGGCUCCUCACGCCUGGCCUUGCGCGGGCCGGUGGCUCCAGAUGCUCCACAGCCAGCUUUCCUGGAAGGUGCAAGCGGCCCGCGAUCGGAUACUAGGCACCCAGAGAGCUCCAGCACUGCGAAGGUGAAGCUGCCCUGCCAGACCCUCCUUCCACAGCCGGAGCAAGGACCAUCAGCAGCUGAGCUGAAGCUGGAGGCCUUGACCCAGCGCCUGGAGCAGGAGAUGGAUGCUCGGCCAAAGGCUGAUUACUUUGGUACCUGUGUGAAGUGCAGCAAGGGAGUAUAUGGAGCAAACCAGGCUUGCCAGGCCAUGGGCAACCUCUACCACGACAGCUGCUUCACCUGCGGAGCCUGCAGUCGAAAACUGAGGGGAAAAGCCUUUUAUUUUGUCAAUGGCAAGGUGUUCUGUGAAGAAGAUUUCCUGUAUUCUGGUUUCCAGCAGUCAGCUGACAGGUGUUUCAUUUGUGGUCAUUUGAUAAUGGACAUGAUCCUGCAGGCUCUAGGGAAAUCAUAUCAUCCAGGCUGCUUCCGAUGUGUGGUCUGCAAUGAGUGUCUGGAUGGUGUGCCAUUCACUGUAGACUCUGAAAAUAAAAUCUACUGUGUCAGAGAUUACCACAAAGUUUUAGCUCCGAAAUGUGCAGCAUGUGGACUUCCCAUUCUGCCCUCUGAGGGGUCUGAUGAGACCAUUCGGGUUGUGUCCAUGGACAAGGAUUACCACGUGGAAUGUUAUCACUGCGAGGACUGUGGGAUGGAACUGAAUGAUGAAGAUGGACAUCGCUGUUACCCGCUAGAUGAACAUUUGCUUUGUCACUCCUGUCAUCUGAAACACGUAGAGAAUGGCACUACGCCAGCAUCUGUGUACCAGCACCACUACUAGCCAGCAUGGCCAACAUGAGAAAGCCUGUACAGAAGACUUGUUAUGUGAUCUUCCUCUCCUCACCCUCAGCUGAUUUCCUGUGCAUGUUUUUUGCCAGUCGGCACUGUUCCUGUAAAAGGAUAUGAGAGAUUUUUGCUGGAUUCCUAGAGUCUGUGUGCUUGUGACUUCCAGCUGUAUCAAACCAUGUCUACAUGUGGCAUGUUAUCUAAACUGAUCAGUGUACUCUUAUGUGCCUUUUUCUGCUCUCUGGAGAUUCCUCUUGGCUCAUUCUGGAAGAUUCUUCAGUGAAAGCACAACUUGCUGUCGUGCCUAUGAACUCAGAUUGUGCCUUGCACACUUAAAAAGCCAGGGGCUGACUUGCGGGCCUGGCCUACCUGCCGGGGACAUCCUAUCAGUCUACUGAGUGUUUCCUGACAAGCACAUUUCAUCAUAUUCCCUGAAGGACACCAACCUUUUAAUACGAGUUUUUAGACACUUUCUCUUUUUUUACUUCUUUAGGAAAAGAAAAGAAAGGAGCCUGUGCAAAAUAGCGUGCUCAGACCUUCCAGUUAAUUCCCUGAACUUCAGUAUCAAAUCUGUCUGUAAAACACCAGCUCUCCAAGCAUAAACCAGGCAUGCUGGCUGGCAGGUGGAGGCCGACAUCCCAUUUCAAACAGAACAAAAAAAUGGAACAAGCCAGGCUAGGCUGUGACUUGGGGCCUGCACUUGUGAGUCAGCAUAAUACACUGGGGUCAGUCUGCUGUGUCAGAGUCUGAAUAGCGGAUUAUAUCUGGAAAGGAAAGGUCAUGAUGCUGAAAGCGUGGACAAUGGGAAAAUCCAGUCUCACUCUUGUUUGCAGAGUUUGCUUUGGAAAAAAGCUAUCCAUACUCAGAUGCUUGCCUGAGUUUUUCAGCUUGUCCCCACAGCUCAGCCCCCAGCCUGGCCACUCCUUUCCAUGGUGUUUACCCAGCACAAAGCCAUUUCAUAAUGGUGCUUAUUUAGAGCUCUGGGAACAAACUCGAGAUCAUUAUGAAGGCUUUGUUACACAGGGAUUUAGAGUCCAGCUCCACAACCUGUACUCAAAUAAGUACAUUGAUAUAAACAGAUUUCCUCCCAUGAAUAAUAACAGCUUAUCUGAGCAAGGGUUUAGCGAGUUUGGCCCUUGCUUUCUGUUCUGCUGAGAAAGCAGACAGGCAGAUUUUUUUCUCUUUUUGACCCCCCCCUUGCUUUAUAGUCAAAACAUUCUGCUCCCCCAGUGUGUUACAUAUAAGAUAGAUGUGAUGUGCCUGCGGUGCAUGUUCUGUAGGUACCAAAGCUGUGCAGCCUCUUGUGUACAGGUACCAAGUUUUUGUUUAAGAAAAAGCUUUUAUUUUAAAGUCUCAGAUGCAAUCAGGGAUCCUACCUACCUUUUUUGACGUAUUGUGUGGAAAACUAGUUAAAUCUUUAUGUAUCCAUUCUAAAGAUGUACACUCAGCUCUGAUUGAUAGAGCACAGGAUGACAUUCUUGAGGAUCUUUUUAGUGACGAAACUACAAUAAAGUAGCUGAACAGUGGCACUGGGACUGGUGACAUGAGCCUGUGCCGAGAAUCCACCUCUUUUCCCGUAGCGUGAAUGUAGCUAGAUGGGUGCUUGAACUUCACACCAUGUAGUCGGACUGCUUCACGUUCCUGUCUGGAGCAGCAAAGGUGCUGCCUGCAGCAAGCUGCCUGUCUCUGCCUGUACUAAUAAAUACCACAGGCCACUGUUUCGAGUGAUGCAAGUUGCUGUGCUAGCUAUUAAAUGGAGGCACAAGGAUCUGCUGUAAAGCACAUGGAGACUAGUGGCCUUUUAGCACCCUCCUACACCUCUGUAUUGGCUUGCCUUGGCCAAAGUGGGAACAUCUGUAGCUGCCCAAGCCUUGGGAGCUUGUGGUUUUGGCAUGGAGUUUGAUUGGGCCAGCAGACCAUCCAGCCUUCUGCCCCAUCCAGCUGCAAGCUCCUCCGCCUGUUGCUGCUACACUUCGGUAUGGGGAUGAUGGUACACAGCUGGAGGUCAGUCCUGCACUGGAAAUCAUCCAGAGCCCCAGUUUUCAUAUGGCUUGCGUCUGUGGUGCCAUUUCUCCUGGGGACAUGUAAUCCCUCAGUGAGUCACCGAAAUCUCUAAGGCAGGUGACUUCCUCACUGCAGUAUGCAUGGCUCUGGGGCAGGUGUAAUUUGGAGAGUUUUAGCUGUGAUUUUAGAGGAGGUAAAAUUGACUCCAAAUAUGAGAGCUCCCUGGAGCUUUAAAUUUGGCCUCCAAACGCUGGAUAGUGAAGAGAUGGGAACCCACACAAAAUAUAACUGGUGCUGUAUCCAGACAAUAUGGACUGAGGGCAACAAAACAGCCAGGGCAGAUCCUGCAGUGCUCUCACCUCGCAUGCUGUGUCAGCUUGUGGCCUGCAGCGCAGCUGGGCCCAAUGAUGGGUGUCACAAGAUGUGACUGUGAUGUUAGGAUUGUCUGAAGGAGUUGAGGUGGGAAAUAACACCUGGUAAAUAAUUCAGGUGGUCCUGGGCAGGCAGUUCCCCUGUCUGAGCUUCUGUGGCAGCAAAGGCAAUGAAGUAACAGUGGCUUCUGGAAACAAGCAGGAAACGCCAUCCCUGACCUGUUGUUCGUUCUGUUUGUGAAAGCCCAGUUACUACAUGGCUCAUGCUUUUGCUGGCUCUUGAUUUUUAGAGCAGCCCCUCAAGACCAUUUUCAGUUCUCCUUUAUAGGAAGAUCUGAAAAACACUAGCAGGGCUGAUAUAUCCUUUCUAAGCUGCAGUUUAAACUACUGUCUCACUUUUGCAGCCUUCAUUACAACCCCAAAAUAAGCAGACAAGGGGAGGGCAGUUUUCCUUCUGUGGAAAGCCUCAGCAGCCCGUUUGUGAAGCUGCCUUUGUAUUAACAGAUAAGUUUGGCCUCUGCUCCCACAGGGUGUCUUGUUACUCUUGUCAGGCGUCCCUUAUCCCUCAGCACUGGGGAAAUGAAGGCUGUCCUACUUUCAGUUUUGAGGUCCAGUAUAAAUUAUUAAGUGCGAGUGCUUGCCUUUCCUUUAUUUACGAAGAGCUAAAGAUGACAAUGUGAAGCUAUUGAAAAUGGAGCGUGUGAGUUGUUAGUUUUGAAGUUCAAGUGUCUGCUGCCUUGCCCUGCCUCCCCUGUGCGUGGCAACUUGCUCCGCUUUUAUAGCUGGGAGUUUUAAUUCAUUUAAGCUCCUUAUUAUUCCUGCCUUUUCUCUUAGGCUGUGGGUGUCUGAGUCCGUGUUGCUUGGCCCUGGCUCUGCAGCUGUACUGAUGGUGAGUCUGGUGGAGAGGCAGGGGCAUUCUGCACAGGGAAGGAUCCUCCUGCUUCUGAUUCCCCGGCCAGGCAUCUGUGGAGCUGCAAGCCCUCGCUACCUGCCUUCAGGCAGCUCCCACAAAGGGAAAAAAUGGGCAGGCAGGUAGCUCUGGAGCUGGAGGCACGAGGCCUUGCACACCUUGCAGAAUAAUACCAGAAUGUGUUAAAUUCUCCUUGUCACUCGGCUGACAGACAUUGAAUUUUGCUGUUCACAUGAACCUUGUUGUCUUUUUAUUUAUUAAGAUGUGGAAACGUGCUAUGAAAAGUUAGCCUUUAUUCAUCCCUCAGUGUGCUUUUCUGACUGGUUUUAUAGUGAGGGACCACUGGAAGUCCCAUUGUGCUGGUAAUGAGUAACUUACAUGCAAAGAGUUAUUCAAGUGAAUUCCCUGAAACCUGUUUUCAGGAGCCAGAGAUUAAUAGAUUUUUUUUUUCUUUUAGAUCAUGCUGUUAAAUUUCUAUUGUUUAAAAUGCAGAAACAUUUAAAUAGGAAUUUUUGCAUAAAAACCUGGGGAAGACCCCCAGUUAUAGAAGCAGCAGCAACUUUUCUGUAAUUUAAAGCAUUAGAAACACCUAAUCAAAGUUGUUUAGGAUACUGCGCUAAUGUUAAAAACAAGGAAUGGCAUUUCCAGACACCCUAGUGAGGAGCUUUUGAUGAGGUCUGUGUGCCUUCAGUUUCUGAGUUUCAUUUAAGGGCUUUUAAAAUGUUUUCCCAGCCUCUCAGGGUUUAAAUGAGUUUUUUUUGCUACGAAGUGGAUAGCUCCUUGGUCUGGAAAUGGUGAGGUCUCAUCAGUGUCAGCUGUGCUAUGGCAGAGGUGAAAGGGAGAAACUGGGCUUUUAAGAGCUGGUAUGGGUCUGUUUGACCAUUUGAAAGGAAGGGGUAUCUUUGGCUGCUGAGAGAAGAAUGUAACAUAUCUUCCAGUGCUUUCUUGUGCUGAUUUAUAGCACUGGGUGAAUAUUUGGCAUCCCUGAAUUUUAGUAUUUGAGUCUGUUCGUAAGCACUGCUGCAACUGCCUCCUCUCCCUCCCGUGAGUUCAGAGCCCAGGGGUGCUCUUCCUCAUUAAUUUAGUCCUGAUUUUGCACGUCUGUCUUUCCCUGGAAAUGUUACCACUUCGUUAUUUAAGUAACAGCGAAACCUGGUCCUUCCUUAAAGGAAAAUGGACACACGCUCUCCAUCCAUACUUGAAUGCUUUGACCUGAUCCGCCAAAUUACCUGAAUAUCAGCCUGCUGCUGGUCGAUGCAAGCGGCAGCUUUGUACGCCGCUGCGGUUGCUAAGAAAAUCACAUGAAGGGCUCCAUCUGCAUUAAACAAAGUGCAGAGGCAGGCAAUCCCACUGAAACCAGUAAGGCUGCAUGUGUACAUGAAAAUCAAUGUGUGUGCAUGAGUCAGUGAUUGAUGAAGGGCAGACUGAUUUUAUUACAGACAAGACAUACCUGUGGAUGAAGCUGCAGUGGUGUAAAAGUUGCCUUGAAAAGAUCACUGAAAGGCACUGUCAUUUUUUUUGAUUCAAGAAGCAAAAAUAUGUACUGAAGCAGUGGGGUUGCGUGAAGAAAGAAGAACGUGACUUUAAAAAUACAGUAGCUGUAGGGAAAAGAGGGAGGGUGAUUACAGAGAGCAGGGGAGCAGGUGGCAUGGAGGAGAUUUGCUCUUAUUUGUUGUAUUCCUGCACAUUUAUUAGUGGGGGGUUUGAGGAGAACCGCACUUGAAAAUGCUGAUCUGGACCGUGCUUCUCCAUGUUGGCCUCACCUGCGUGCUCUGUGCCUGCUUUUGGGAUUGUGUGCACUGUCGUGUCUGUGCACAUGGACGUGCAGCAUGUAGUGCCUGUGAGAGACCUGCCUUUCACACCUCUGUACGCCUGCCGAGUGUUUGUAGAUGCAUUUUGAGCAACCUUCUGUGCAUCGGCAAAAGGACAACUUGAUCCAGGCUUAUUGCUGGAGUAGCAUCUCUGGAGCCAAUACCUGCGGGCAGGGAAGGGCUAUAGCCAGACACGCAUCCUUUUUCCCCCAUCCUUUGAGGCCAGGCACCUGUGUCACUGGGAGGGGUUUUGCCUCCCUCUUCAUACUGCAUUUUGUGUUUAUUUUUCUUUUCUGUCUCUGUGUCCUGCCGCUUGCUGGCUGCAGUGGCACGAGGUGUACUUACCAGAGCCAAUCAGGCAGACAUCUUCCUGCCAUGAGGCCAGAGCUGCUCACCCAUGCUAAGGAAAGAGGAAAUUAUGUUUUUCUGAGCAAUAAAAACCCUCAUCCUGCUUUCUUCCAGGGCAGCCAGAAGCUUGCGUGUCAAUAUGCAUCAGUAGCCCACUAAGACAACAUGAGAGACAGAAAGAAAAUGUCAUCAUGUGAAAAUACGUGGUGUGGAGCCCCUGAAGGCAGAUGACAGGGAUGCAGGGAUGAUCAGGCUGCAGUUCCCAGCCUUGCUGGCACCAACCCUCAUCCCCACGCAGCAGGUCUGCAGUGCACGGCCAGAUAGGGACCCUGGUGCACACGCGUGGGCUGUGGCUUUCUGUAUCUGGCACGCAAAUCCAGAGCCUGGCUAACGAUACUGAACGGUACUAAUUAUUUUGUUUAUGUUUCCUUCAAGGCUGAACUCCAGGAGAGAGUAUUUUAGGAUUUGUACUGGUAUAACUAACCUUAGCCACCUGUGAACACAGUCCUCUUUUAUUCUGCGCUGUUAAAUAUUUAUAAAAAAUGAAGGCUGGCAGCGAGGGUAAAGCCGCUGGCCUGUUGUGACUUCAGUGAUUAAAGACAAUACC
This is a messenger RNA of Cuculus canorus (common cuckoo), 7865 nucleotides long. It is a transcript of the gene LIMD1, whose product is annotated as LIM domain containing 1. The coding region runs from base 76 to 1809 and encodes 577 amino acids. The record is from RefSeq and is a predicted model, not a curated record. Gene Ontology annotation, molecular function: transcription corepressor activity. Gene Ontology annotation, cellular component: adherens junction; P-body; transcription regulator complex. The transcript has 8 exons. NCBI's taxonomy places the organism in Eukaryota, Metazoa, Chordata, Aves, Cuculiformes, Cuculidae. Gene Ontology annotation, biological process: cytoskeleton organization; negative regulation of hippo signaling; regulation of DNA-templated transcription.